Molecule: messenger RNA, 1122 nt
Organism: Pseudogymnoascus destructans
Lineage: Eukaryota; Fungi; Ascomycota; Leotiomycetes; Thelebolales; Thelebolaceae
Exons: 3
Coding region: 1-1122 (373 amino acids)
Source: RefSeq, a predicted model, not a curated record
AUGGUGGGCAGUGGGCAGUGGCAGUGGACAGUGGGCAGUGGCGGUGGACAGUGGGCAGUGGGCAGUGGCAGUGGCAGUGGACAGUGGGCAGUGGCGGUGGACAGUGUGGGCUGUGGCAGUGGACAGUGGGCAGUGGCAGUGGACAGUGGGCUGUGGCAGUGGACAGUGGACAGUGGGCUGUGGCAGUGGACAGUGGUUAGUGGACAGUGGGCAGUGGACAGUGGGCAGUGGACAGUGGCGGUGGACAGUGGGCAGUGGCAGUGGCAGUGGACAGUGGGCAGUGGCGGUGGACAGUGGUUAGUGGCAGUGGACAGUGGGCAGUGGCAGUGGCAGUGGACAGUGGACAGUGGGCUGUGGCAGUGGACAGUGGGCAGUGGCAAGUGGACAGUGGGCUGUGGCAGUGGACAGUGGACAGUGGGCUGUGGCAGUGGACAGUGGUUAGUGGACAGUGGGCAGUGGGCUGUGGCAGUGGACAGUGGACAGUGGCAGUGGACAGUGGACAUGGACAGUGGCGGUGGACAGUGGGCAGUGGCAGUGGCAGUGGACAGUGGGCAGUGGCAGUGGACAGUGGUUAGUGGCAGUGGACAGUGGGCAGUGGACAGUGGGCAGUGGCAAGUGGACAGUGGGCAGUGGCAGUGGACAGUGGGCAGUGGGCUGUGGCAGUGGACAGUGGUUAGUGGACAGUGGGCAGUGGACAGUGGGCAGUGGGCAAUGGCAGUGGACAGUUGGCAGUGGCAGUGGACAGUGGACAGUGGACAGUGGUUAGUGGACAGUGGGCAGUGGACAGUGGGCAGUGGCAGUGGACAGUGGGCUGUGGCAGUGGACAGUGGGCAGUGGCAGUGGACAGUGGUUAGUGGUCAAUGGUCAGUGGACAGUGGUCAGGAUGCUCAUUCCAGUGAUAUUGCUACCACUUACCACAUGGAGCAGAGUGUGCGUGAGUGUAUCAAUAUCCACCGUCCACCGUCCACAGGCACAUGCUUUCCUGACGCUUUCACCGCACGAGUACGGUACGAGUACCACCAUUCUCCGGUUCACAGUGCCAUGCGGCUGGUACUUUAUUGUACACUUUGUCCGCCACGGAACUCGGUGCUUGCUUGUACUCGGCCGUCGGUCCUGGGUUAA